Molecule: messenger RNA, 534 nt
Organism: Monopterus albus (swamp eel)
Lineage: Eukaryota; Metazoa; Chordata; Actinopteri; Synbranchiformes; Synbranchidae
Product: glutathione peroxidase 1-like
Exons: 1
Coding region: 183-524 (113 amino acids)
Biological process (GO): response to selenium ion; glutathione metabolic process; response to hydrogen peroxide
Cellular component (GO): mitochondrion; cytosol
Molecular function (GO): glutathione peroxidase activity
Source: RefSeq, a predicted model, not a curated record
UAAAUGUAGGCAGUAAAGAGUACAUUUCCCUCUGAAAUAUUGAAGUAAUACUAAUAAAUGCAAGUAUCACUGUCUUCAUUUUAUAAGUUUUAAUGCAAACAUCCAGCAUCUUUUAAUCAACUUGAUAGCUAUAUAUACUCUAUAAUGGAUGUAAUGUCUGUUUUGUAUAACAGGAGAACUCCAUGAAUGAUGAAAUCCUAAGAUCUCUGAAGUAUGUCCGCCCAGGGAAUGGCUUUGAACCAAAAUUCCAGCUCCUAGAGAAGGUGAAUGUGAAUGGAAAAGAUGCCCAUCCCUUGUUUGUGUUUCUGAAGGAAAAGCUUCCAUUUCCCAGUGAUGAUGCCACUGCCCUCAUGAAUGAUCCAAAGUUCAUCAUUUGGAGCCCAGUGUGUAGAAAUGAUAUCUCCUGGAACUUUGAGAAGUUCCUGGUCACUCCUGAUGGGGAGCCGUACAAGCGCUACAGCAGAAAUUUCCUCACCAUUGACAUUGAAGCGGAUAUUCAAGAGCUACUCAAAAAGAUCAAGUAAAGUGUGCUAC